Messenger RNA from Diabrotica balteata, 1844 nucleotides. Lineage: Eukaryota; Metazoa; Arthropoda; Insecta; Coleoptera; Chrysomelidae. The record is from the annotation of a GenBank genome assembly.
CCUCGUUUCACUGUUUCAGUCACUCGAAAAUCCUAUAACCUUGUUUGGGUUUCCAAUUCGAAUUAAAUAAAUUUCUUCAGAAACAUACAAGAAACAAAUAUAGACAAUGGCUUUACACGUUCCUAAAGCACCGGGAUUUGCCCAGAUGUUAAAAGAAGGAGCCAGGCACUAUUCUGGUUUGGAAGAGGCUGUUAUAAGAAACAUAAUAGCAUGCAAGGAAUUUGCACAAUCUGUAAAAACUGCCUAUGGUCCAAAUGGUAUGAACAAAAUGGUGAUUAAUCAUAUUGAGAAACAAUUUGUUACAAGUGAUGCAGCUACAAUUAUGCGAGAACUAGAUAUUGAACACCCAGCAGCCAAACUCAUGAUACUAGGAAGUCAAAUGCAAGAUGCUGAGGUGGGUGAUGGAACUAACUUUGUGAUUAUACUUGCAGGAGCACUUUUGGAGCAUGCUGAAGAACUAAUUCGUCUUGGAGUAACUCCCACAGAAAUUGCAGAAGGUUUUGAGAAAGCACUUGACAAAUGUCUAGAACUUCUUCCUAAUCUUAUUUGCUAUACAAUCAAGGAUUUCAGAAAUAUUGAAGAAGUUACAAAAGGAAUACAAACCUCAAUUCAAUCUAAGCAGUAUGGCAAUGAAGAGUUUCUAGCAAAACUUAUUGCAGAAGCAUGUGUGUCAAUUUUGCCAGAAGAAACAACAUUUAAUGUUGAUAAUGUCCGAAUAUGUAAAGUUUUGGGGUCUGGUUUACAUAAUUCUCAGGUUGUACAAGGUAUGGUGUUCAAAAGACAAGUUGAAGGGGAAAUAACUAAAGCAGAAAAAGCCAAAAUUGCUGUAUUCAGCUGUGCUGUUGAUAUUAUGCAAACUGAAACUAAAGGAACUGUACUUAUCAAAACUGCAGAUGAACUCAUGAACUUUAGUAGGGGAGAAGAAAAUCUUCUUGAAUUACAAAUCAAAUGUAUAGCAGAUGCUGGAGCUAAAGUUGUAGUUGCAGGAGCCAAAUUUGGAGAUAUGGCUCUACACUAUUUACAUAAAUAUGGUAUCAUGGUUGUCAGGUUGAACUCCAAAUUUGAUUUAAGAAGAUUAUGCAAAACUGUUGGUGCUACUUGUCUUCCACGCCUAACAGCUCCCACAUCUCAGGAACUUGGUUACGCAGAUAUUGUAUGUGUAGAAGAAUUGGGUGAUACCCCCAUAGUUUCCUUCAGAUUGGAGGGCAAAGAAUCUAGAAUUUCCACAAUUGUCAUCAGGGGUGCUACUGACAAUUACAUGGAUGACAUUGAAAGAGCAAUUGAUGAUGGAGUUAAUACAUUUAAGGGAAUCUCUCGAGAUGGCAGAUUUGUUCCUGGUGCCGGCGCCGUUGAAGCAGAGUUAGCUGUUCAAUUGACUAAAUAUGCAGACACUCUUCCAGGCUUAGAACAGUAUGCAGUCAGAAAAUUCGCAUCUGCCCUUGAAAGUUUUCCCAAAACUUUGGCAGAUAAUAGUGGACACAAAUCGACAGCAGUAUUAGAAAAAAUAUUGGAAGCUCACCAGAAUGGACAGAAAAAUGUUGGAGUUGACAUAGAAGCUGAAAGUGCAGUAUGUGACGCUUUGGAAAAGAACAUCUUGGAUCUCUACCAAUGUAAAUAUUGGGGACUGAAAUAUGCCGUAGGAGCAGCAGCAACUAUUUUAAGAGUCGACCAAAUUAUUAUGGCGAAAAGGGCAGGUGGGCCAAAAGUUAGGCAACCAAAGGGAAGUGACGACGAAUCUUGAAAUCGUUAAUUUUGCGCUUGGUUUCUCACUUACACUUAAAUUCACUUUACAACUCACUUGUAUUAAUCUGUUAAUUUAAUUUUUUAAUUAAUAUUUCUUAACU